Etheostoma cragini (Arkansas darter) is the source of this 1332-nucleotide messenger RNA. RefSeq names its product annexin A1-like. The record is from RefSeq and is a predicted model, not a curated record. Lineage: Eukaryota; Metazoa; Chordata; Actinopteri; Perciformes; Percidae. Bases 135 to 1175 code for a protein of 346 amino acids. Gene Ontology annotation, molecular function: calcium ion binding; cadherin binding involved in cell-cell adhesion; phospholipase A2 inhibitor activity. Gene Ontology annotation, cellular component: plasma membrane; cytoplasm. The transcript is spliced from 12 exons. Gene Ontology annotation, biological process: regulation of hormone secretion; cell surface receptor signaling pathway; positive regulation of neutrophil apoptotic process.
GGUGGAGACACUGCAGAGGGAGUUAAAUACUGCAAUCAACACCUGGGAUCUUUAAACCGGUGUGGGAAGACUGUCUGCAGUGCCACAGGUAGCGAUUGUUUUUGUUUAGGUUUAAACUUUUCCAGUCAAGCAUCAUGGCCUUCUUCAAGAAAUUCUUCAAUAAUGUCAUCCCUCAGAAAGACCCUGACAACAGCUAUGUCACAGUGAAGGAUAAGCCCAAACCCCCCUAUUACGGAACAGUCACUCCUUAUCCAAACUUCAACGCCACGAGUGAUGCUUCCACUCUUCAGAGUGCCAUUAAAAGCAAAAAAGUGGACAAGGAUGUGAUCUUUGCCAUCCUGGUGAAGAGAAGCAACGAGCAGAGGCAGAAGAUCAAGGCUGUGUAUGAAGCCUCGGCUGGGCAGAGUUUGGAUAAAGCUCUGCAGUCAGUUCUCUCCUCACAUCUGGAGGAUCUGGCUCUCGCUCUGAUCUCAACGCCCGCUCACUUUGAUGCCUACCUGUUUAGGAAGGCCACAAAGGGUUUGGGCACCCAUGAACACAUCCUGGUGGAGAUUCUGGCAUCAAGAACAAAUCAAGAGAUUCGAGAGAUCAAGAGGGUCUACAAAGAAGUGUACAAAACGGAGCUGGAGGACGUUAUUAAGGCAGAGACCAGGGGGGACUUCACCACGGCCCUCCUGGCCAUGCUUAAGGCAAAUAAAGACGAGAGCACGGAAAUCAACAACGAUCUGGUCAAAAGGGACUCAGAGGUCCUGUUUGAGGCAGGUGAGAAGAUCAAAGGAACCAAUGUUUCUGCCUUCAUCGACAUCCUGACCACGCGCAGCGCACCGCAGCUCUGCAAAACGUUCCAGCAGUAUGCUACCAUCAGUGACCUCACCUUACCUAAAGCCCUGCAGCUGGAGCUGAAGGGAGACAUUGAGGACUGUCUCAUUGACAUCGUAAAAUGUUCCUGGAACACUUCGGCUUUCUUCGCUGAGAAACUCCAUCAUGCUAUGAAGAACGCCGGCACAAAUGAGGACACUCUGAUCCGGGUGCUGGUGAGCCGCUCUGAAGUAGACCUAAAGAAGAUCGUGCAGGAGUACAAGGCCAUGUAUGGCGUCAGCCUCCAGGAGGCCAUACGGAGGGAGACUAAGGAACAUUUUGAGAGCGGCCUGCUUGCACUGUGUGGACCUGAGUGAAAUUCAGUUUUCUGACAUUCUGAAACCACUUUACUGGACCUGGAGGCCAGCUUGUCCAUCGGAUGGCGGUGAAGUCUCACAGCUUUCCAAAUGAUACAAAUACCGUAACCAAGCUGUCUUGAGUUGAUGUAAUCCCACUAAGAAUAAAAUAUCAUAC